Molecule: messenger RNA, 1466 nt
Organism: Nylanderia fulva
Lineage: Eukaryota; Metazoa; Arthropoda; Insecta; Hymenoptera; Formicidae
Biological process (GO): detection of chemical stimulus involved in sensory perception of smell; sensory perception of smell
Cellular component (GO): plasma membrane
Molecular function (GO): odorant binding; olfactory receptor activity
Source: RefSeq, a predicted model, not a curated record
GUCAAUUUUUUUAUCAUUAAAAUAAUUGCAUAAUUAUACUUUAUAUCGAAAAACACUGUUGAAAAAAUGGCAAUAUUUAGAGUUUAAGGGAACAGUAAGGUAAUAUAUUUUAUACCACCUUGUAUUAUACGAAAUUAAGUAACUUGAUAGAAUUUAAUAGAAUUUACAUCAGAGGAGGUAAGUAAAUAAUAGAUAAUAGAUAAUCGAAUGAGGAAGAAGGAGGGGAUGAGCGUAACUUUCGACGGCUGCUUCACAGUCAUAUAUGUCUCAGACUCCGCAAAGAAAUGACUAACGUCGAGACUAACUAUUUUAGUGUAAAUAAAUUUCUUCUGCUCGCUCUUGGCUUGUGGCCCUAUCAACAGUCAAACCUCACUCGAAUUCAAUUUAUUUUCCUGUCCAGUAUUUUGACGACACACGUUAUAUUUCAAUGUACCGUAUUUAUCUCACAAAGAUGUACUACGGAUCUCAUCACCAAAAUUUUAUCUUCCGUAUGUUUCUUUGCAAUUUUUGUGAUAAAAUACAACAUGUUCUUUGUUAAUCUUGAAACUGUAAAGGAUUUAUUGGGGCAAUUAUUGCAUAUAUGUAAUGAGUUAAAAGACGGAAACGAAAUUGCUAUUAUGAACAAAUAUAGAUGUAUUGGCAAACGUUAUACCGUGUCACUUACAGUACUUGGCGGUUGCUGCAUAUUCUUUUCUACUUUUUUCCUACUUUGGUUGAAUAUUUUUAAUAUUACUUUACCGACAAACAAGUCAAGAUCAGAUGAAUUGUUGAUCAUGACGGAAUAUUUUAUCGAUCAAAAGAAAUAUUUUAAUUUUAUAAUGUUUCAUUCCAUCGCAUCGCUUUAUAUUGGGGCGACUGUAAUAAUAGCGACUGGAACAAUGCUUUUGGCAUAUCUUCAUUAUGUUUGUGGAAUGUUUAAAAUUGCCAGCUAUCGUAUCGAACGAGCAAUGAACAUCAAUAUGCUACAAAAUAUUAAUCAGAUGAAAUACAUUUUCAUAUACAAAGGUUUAAUUUGCGCUGUAAAUAUCCAUCGACGAGCUAUGAGUUUAACCACAGACUUGCUGUCUAGUAUUGAGAUAAUGAUGUUCUGUUUAAUAUUAUUUGGAGUUUUAUCGGUGAGCCUCAAUCUGUUUCGAAUUUUUCAGAUUUUAUCGGUCAAAGAGUCUGUCAAACAAUGCGUAAUACCUUUUAUAUUCACAUUGAUUACUGUCUUAUAUAUGUUUCUAUCCAAUUAUAUCGGUCAAGUUAUAACGAAUCACAAUGAACAUAUAUUUACUACCGCAUAUAAUGUUAAAUGGUACAUAGCUCCGUUAUGUAUACAGAAAACAAUACUGUUUCUGUUGCAAAAAAAUUACAAAAAUUUUACUUUGAACAUCAGUGGACUGUUUACUCCAUCUAUAGAGUGCUUUGCUACGCUAGUAAAGACUUCAGUAUCUUAUUUUACAGUCAUAUAUUCUACACAAUGA